Messenger RNA from Symbiodinium necroappetens, 474 nucleotides. Lineage: Eukaryota; Dinophyceae; Suessiales; Symbiodiniaceae. The record is from the annotation of a GenBank genome assembly.
AUGGCUAGUCGGUACUCGGUGAGGGACGACGUGGAAUGCCUUGCGCCUCGACCAAAGCUAGACGACUGCAACGUCCUGCGCCGGGCCUUCCUCGAGGCGCGAGAACUGCUGCUGAACGGCUGCACAGAAGUGCACUUUAGCUGCGUGCUAGCCGACCACCAGCAGACUCUCCGAGUGCUCUGCACACAUUCGACCGUCCUGCCGAAGAGUGAGUGUUUGAUGGAUGUUUACUUUCACUACGCGGACGGCAACAGCGAGCAUGGAGCCCUCUUGGCCGCCGGCACUGGUUGCACCGGCCCAGUCUUCGAGUUCUACUGCACAGAACAGGAGAAGUGCGCGGCUCCGCGAAGACGGUUAUGCCGCCGGCACCUGGUCCAAUUCUUCAUAGAUGAUCUCGUGGACUGGACGGGACCUCACGGCAAGCGAGAGCGUUUCCGCAUCCACCAUGUGUCCCUAGACUGCGUAAUGCAUUGA